Messenger RNA from Dentiscutata erythropus, 900 nucleotides. The record is from the annotation of a GenBank genome assembly. Lineage: Eukaryota; Fungi; Glomeromycota; Glomeromycetes; Diversisporales; Gigasporaceae.
AUGGCUAAGUUUGCCUUUUUGGUCCACGUUUUUUUUGUCGCUCUCUUGUUAGUUUUAUCACAAGCCGGACCGAUAAAAGAUGAAUCAUCCACUUCAGUUAGCAUAGCAGAAAAACAAACUUCUCCUACCAGUGAGCGCUUUAUAGUAGCUGUUCAACGUAUUGAUGAUCUUGUAGGCGAUGGAGGUGAACUGCUCGCGGAAAGAAUCUCCGCAGUUGUCAUUAAAUUUGACCUAAAUGACGAAGGUUUAAGGAUGAACGAUAUCGCAGUUCCGAUGAAUGUCACUUCUGUCCAGGUACUUCAAGCUGAGAUUGUUCCAGCAAAUAUAACACAAGAACAACUUCAGCAAUAUGAAAACAGCUUCGACAUUGGAAUGGUAACUGUCGAAGUUAAUACAAUUGCCAAAUCUUAUCCUACUGAAGAUCCUGGAUUCAUUCUUCGUCAAAUCGUAAUUGCCGUCCGUAUAAUCGAAAUCGAUGGUGUAACUGUCGUUCAAAAUGAUGUAGUUGAAAGGAUCAUUGAAGCUAAGAUUGUCAAUACUGCAGCUCCUGUAGCAGAUGAAGCUUCUGAUGUAAAUGGCGCAAUGACUGGAUCAUCUACUCCUUGUAACUUAAAUACCAUAUUCGCACGAAUCCGUCAUUGGUGGUGCUGUUCAUCCAAGAUCACUCGAGUAGCCAUCAUCUCCUUGUUCCUUACAUCAAUAUUCGGUAUCUUGUUUAUGGUUAUUCCUGCAUCUAUGCAAAGUGUCGUUAAGAAGAAUCUUGGUUUGAGACAACCUUAUCAAGCUAUCUCAGAACAAAAUGAUGAUGAUGAAGAUGCUAAAGUUGAACAAGUUAUUUUCAUUGCUGAUGAAGAAAAACGGAUGUUGAUGGAGAAAGAGAAAGAAGAGGGUCAAAAAUAG